Penicillium antarcticum is the source of this 2607-nucleotide messenger RNA. RefSeq names its product pentatricopeptide repeat-containing protein. The record is from RefSeq and is a predicted model, not a curated record. The transcript is spliced from 2 exons. Gene Ontology annotation, molecular function: protein binding. Lineage: Eukaryota; Fungi; Ascomycota; Eurotiomycetes; Eurotiales; Aspergillaceae. The coding region runs from base 1 to 2607 and encodes 868 amino acids.
AUGACAUUCCGGUUUCCGGGGUCGCUCGUGAACAGAGCUUUGCGCAGCAAACUUCUCACCGCACAGCAACACCGCGCAUCCGUUGCAGGUGAAUUGCAAUUCCAGCAGACACAGACAUGGCUUUCAGCUAGCCUCCGGUUCUACUCCGAACGCUCCUUCCAACGCUCCUUCCAACGCUCCUCCGGUCGAAACGACUCCUAUCGCAAGACUUCGCGCCCAGGCCCAGGCCGCUUUGAGAAAGAUGAACAGAAAUCUAUGAACAGAGGGAGGGGGAGCCGGAAGACCUUCAAUGAUGAUUUGUCUUCAAAGAGAGAUCGGGACUUGUUGAUGGCUAUUGCAUCUGGCAAGGAAACCCUCGGCGGCCGGUAUGACGUUGAUGUUGAUGGUGAUAUUGCCGAAAGCGAAGCCCUGGACAAGGAAGCUGCUGAGAAGUGGUCUGCUGAAGCCGAGAAGCCUGCUACCGAGGCGUCUGAAAACGAUGCCUCGCAAGAUCAAGUUCCUAGGGUUGAGGCUGAGGUCGAGACUGCCAAUGGUGAUGCCCCCAAAGAACCCGCACCUUCGGUCAUAAAAUCUCUCAAAGUUCCAAACAAGGUUAUCACGGAGGAGCUGAAAUGGUUGUCUGAUCCUCGUGACUUUGCGGAGCGAGUUUCGCGCAUUUUGCAUGCCGGUGAUCCCGCCCUGGCGGCGGCGCUGAUCCGCACUGGAACGAAGCAGGGCAUGAGAUGUGAUGUUGCUUGGAAUACUUUGCUCCAGUAUUGUAUGGAUCAAAAUCACCCGCAGGCUGCAUUCAAGUUUUAUAAUGAUAUGAAGAAACGUGGCAGAAGGCCGCUUGCGACAACGUACACGAUCAUGCUGAAGGGAUUCAGCUCAGCCUCAGAAUCACCGAGUAUCGUCAAGACUGCUGCCUCCGUCUAUCGAUCGAUCUCCUCACCGAACUCCGGCGUCAACCAGAGCAUUAUUCACACGAACGCCAUGCUUACGGUCUGCCAACGGCAUAAUGAUAUGGAUCGUUUGUGGAAGAUUGCCGGAGACCUCCCAGAGGAGGGACCAGGUGCCCCAGACGCAGCUACCUAUACUAUUAUCUUGGGUGCCGUUCAAUUCGCAGCCCGCAAGGAUAUCCAAAAAAUGUCCCCCGAGGAGAUUGAUAGAAUCCUUGAGCGGAAAGCUCUGGCUGUGACCGAAGGCAAGCGGAUUUGGGCCGACGUUGCUUAUCGAUGGAAAAACCAAGCCCUGGAACUUGACAACUCCGUUGUGAAUGCGAUGGCUAGCUUGCUCCUGGAUGGAGCAAGUGACCUUGACUGUUACAAUGUCAUGGAGCUGUAUAAACAAACCAUGGGUAUUCCCAUUUUACAAAAACGGCCUAUCGAGUCCGAGAGUUCAUCCCGUCGCAGGAUCACUCGCGAAGAAACUCAAACACUCGAACAGUCACAAUCAAAACGGGAGGAUAGUAUGGAAGAUGUUCCAUUCGUGGAUGAAAACAACCAAAUUAUUAGAGAAGCAGAGCCGGGCGAAGAGGCCCAGCCGCUCGCUGAAGAACCAGAGGAAUUAGAGGAUGAAGCAGAAGAACCAGAAGAGGAAGAAUCAUUCGAAGAGCUCUUCAGGCCUGUCGUCCCAGACUUAGCCGAGCUUUCUUUCCUCAAGCCAGACAGCAAAGAGCUUACUCUUCUUCUGAAUGCCUGCUUCACCAUCACCCACGGCACCGAGGCUGGUGUCAACUACUGGAAACUUCUGACCAUCCAAGACCCGAAAUAUCUCAUUGAACCCGAUAGCGUCAGCUACCUCCAAUAUUUCCGACUUCUCCGCAUUUCCCGCUCCAGCAAAGUCGGUGUCGCUGCCUUACGGGACCAGAUGAUUCCGUCCGGUGUAGCAAACGGAAAGGCAUUCCACGUCGCUCUCAGUAUCUGUCGCCGUGACCGUCGCAACCACUCGGUUCUUCAGCACGCAAACGAGCUGAUGUCCUUGAUGGGUAAAGCGUUGAUCCUCCCGGAUCUCCGAGUCCUCGAGGGUUACCUAGAAUUGAUCCAGAUCCUUUCCAGCCAACCCUCGGUGCUCCUGCACCUGCGAGGCCUCGACAUGGAAGAUACUUCCAGCAAAAGCAGACUGCAAGACAUCGGCCGCAAAAUCCAAGCGAAGCUGCGCCUGGCAGCCGUCGCUACCCUGCUACCCUAUACCGCCCAGCUUCACGAGGCAAUGGAGCUCGGAGGUCCCUCGAAGAAUAGUCGCUGGAGUGAAAUCCAAAACCAAAAAGACAAUGUCAACGGUGCCGCGGCUGUCAAGAUUUUGUCGCGCAUCCGUUUGAUAGUCGACGAUACUCUCAUGGAUGACUAUAAGUCGUUUGUCUCAAAGGCUGAGCGCAAGAUGCUGAUGGAAGAAUCGAAAAUGCUGAAGAAAUACUCUGACAAAGCUGUUAUUCAGAGCUUCAGAGGCAAGACUGUCUACCCGACGCCGGAGCAGAAGAGAUUCGGUGGCGAGCGCAUCAAGCGAUUCCAAUUGGAAGCCCGGAAGAAUCUUUCGAAGAAGCAAUUCGAAGAAGGUUCCUACCAGGAGCCGAAGGAGCAGGCGGAGAAGGCUCCGGAAUGGGAUGAAUCUUUUCCUAAGAAGGACUAA